Molecule: messenger RNA, 1679 nt
Organism: Lolium rigidum
Lineage: Eukaryota; Viridiplantae; Streptophyta; Magnoliopsida; Poales; Poaceae
Product: WEB family protein At2g38370-like
Exons: 2
Coding region: 1-1587 (528 amino acids)
Source: RefSeq, a predicted model, not a curated record
AUGGAUGCGGAGGCAGCAUGCCCAGCUCCGGCCGUCGCCGUCGCCGCCGCUGGGAGAGCGGAGAUCGACACGUCCGCGCCGUUCGAGUCGGUGCGCGAGGCCGUCGACCGCUUCGGCGGCAGCGCCGCCUGGACCUCCCACCUCAUCAAGCGCAUGUUCGCAGCCCCCAACCCCGAGGAGCUAUCUGAAGAAACUGAACAAGUUGUCACUGUAGAGGAGCAGACCGCACAGCUAGAAAAUGAGCUGCUCAUCAAAGAGAGGGAAACACUGGAUGUGCUGAAGGAACUGGAGUCAACCAAGAAAAUCAUAGCAGACUUGAAACUCAAGAUACGGAGCCAAGAAACUGAAACACCUCCCACACCCGAGAAGUCUGACGACGGAACUGAAUCUCUUCUGACAGAAUCUGUAGAAGAGCAGCCUGAAAACAUUAUCGUGGAAUUUGAGCUGGUCAAAGAAAGCCUAAACCGAACUACAGGUGAUCUGGCUGCAAUCCGAGCCACAGUUGAGUUGCUGCGUGAUAGCAUAACGCAGGAGAGAACCCUGCUUGAGAGCGGCCGAGAGAAGCUUUCCUCAGAUGCCGCCUUGAUUUCUUCGUUGGAGGAUGAGCUGGAUCAGACAUCGCAAAUACUGCAGACUCUGAAAGAUCUGCAGGCGAGACGUGAACACCCGUCAGACAUUUUCACUGAGAUCAAGAAGAUGGCAUCUGAGGUGAGGCUGCUCAGGAGUAUGGCAGAUGCUUCGAAAUCUGAAGCUGUGAUGUUGACUGCAGAAAUCGAGCAUGCGAAGGCUAGCAUUGGCACUGCCGAGGCUAGGUGUGUUGCAGCCAAGAAGAUGGAGGAAGCAGCGAGAGCGGCAGAGGCUAUUGCGCUUGCAGACAUCAAAGCUCUGCUGAGCAGUGAAAGUUAUUCUGAAGGCAGCAGCAGCAGUGUGUCUGAUGGAGUGACUCUUUCAGUGGAAGAGUAUUCCAUGAUUUAUUCCAAGGCUCAAGAGGCUGAUCACAACUCAAGGAAGAAGGUACAAGAGGCGAUGCUGCAGGUAGAUGCAGCUAACACUUCAGAGUCUGACUCGGUCAGAAAGCUAGAAGAUGCUAAGCAAGAUGUUGAAGAAUGCAAGAAGGCACUACAAGAGGCCCUUGAGAGGGUAGAAGCUGCUAACCACGGCAAGCUUGCCGUCGAAGACAUUGUUCGCAGGUGGAGAUCUCAAAGUGGACACAAAAGGCGAUCUAUCGGUGGCUCUCCCAAGUUCAAAAACGCAGGCCACCGCCGUAAACUUUCACGCAGCAUGGAUAUGGUUUCUGAUGUUUCAAGUAGUUCCUCCUUCAAGCCAACGCUGUCAAUUGGGCAGAUACUGACCAUGAAGCUAACGGGGCCUGAUGGGUAUGACAAAAGCGUCUGGGACGACAAAACGGGGGAGCUGCCAGCCGUCUCACUUGGUCAGAUUAUCAACAGAAAGAGUGCAGUUAUGUGCACCGAGGAAACGACUGCCCCCGAAAGGAUUUCUGGAAAGAGGAAGAAAUUUGCAUUGACAGGACUUUCGGGCCUCCUGGCAAAGCAGUCCAAGAGCAAGAAGAAGAGAGAAUCCUUGUGAGAGGAGGUUUAUUUGUAAUUGUAGUGCUGUACUAUGUAGCUGCAGUUUAAUCUAGUGAAAGAAGAUAUGGUCCUCUUGAUCAUAUAGAUUAC